AAAAAAAAAAAAGAGUCGGAUUGUCAAACACUGAACGAGCAUAGCAAGCAAGAGAUGGUGAAAAGGUGUGUUUUGGGUUGUUAUCCCCACAAAACCUUGUUCCCUUUCCCCAAGCUACCGUGGUUGCGAGCCCGCUGGCUUGAAUUUUUGCAUUUUGAGGAAGGAGGAAUUUCGGAGAGCUCGCGUUUGUGUGCGAAGCAUUUCGCUCCAGAAUGCUUCACAAAUUUACAACAAUACGAAAUGGGCUUCGCUGACUUUCUUAGCUUGAUAGAUAUGGCUGUCCCGACAAUAUACACCGUUGGUCCGGUACCGAGUGUGAAGCCAAUGACACGAGAGGUAGGCUGCCAAUGUACAGCUCCGGUUCUAAAGAGUGUGGCGGUCCAAGCAAUACGCACCCCAAAAAAGCCAAAACGGAGAAGUAAAGCCAUUCAAGUGAGGCCUCUUGUGAGUCAUUGUGAAAGUGUGUCCGGCUCCGAUGAGGAUUUUUCAGUCAAAUCUGAAUCUUCAUUUACAUUAACACCAAAAAAAAGGCAACGUAUAGAGGAUUCCCCAGAAGGGUCACCGUACAGCUCAGAAGAACCAACAGAUGACACCCACGUGCCUAAAAUAAUUAAAGAAGAUGACAUAAAGCUUGAGCCCUGUGAGUCUUCGUACAUCGUCGUCACCAUCUGAAUCCUCCAUUUCGUCAUCUGCGGAGAACAGAAUCUGACCAGCACAGGAGGAAGAGGGCAAAGAGAAAGACGGUGUUCAAUGGAUCAUCUUUUUAAAAA
This is a messenger RNA of Labeo rohita (rohu), 770 nucleotides long. RefSeq lists its product as uncharacterized. NCBI's taxonomy places the organism in Eukaryota, Metazoa, Chordata, Actinopteri, Cypriniformes, Cyprinidae. Bases 55 to 672 code for a protein of 205 amino acids. The record is from RefSeq and is a predicted model, not a curated record. The transcript has 4 exons.